Messenger RNA from Beta vulgaris subsp. vulgaris (sugar beet), 3130 nucleotides. RefSeq lists its product as uncharacterized. Gene Ontology annotation, biological process: ribosomal small subunit biogenesis. Lineage: Eukaryota; Viridiplantae; Streptophyta; Magnoliopsida; Caryophyllales; Amaranthaceae. The transcript is spliced from 13 exons. The record is from RefSeq and is a predicted model, not a curated record. Bases 400 to 2907 code for a protein of 835 amino acids. Gene Ontology annotation, cellular component: nucleolus. Gene Ontology annotation, molecular function: RNA binding; protein binding.
ACUAAAACCCAACCCCGUAAAACCCCAAACCCAUCCCUUAAACCUUUCUCUCUCUCCCGAGAAACAAACCCCAAAAAUUCGAAAUCCGAAACCCAUUUCUCUGUCUCUUCUUGUUGUUCUCGUCGGAAUCCAAGCUUGCCGGAGCCUCAGCUCGUUUCGCCGCUGCGAGCGAGCGCCGUUGAUGUUCUCGUUUUCUCUCUCCUCUGUUUCGUCGCUGCUGUUGUUGUUUGUGUUCGCUGCUGCCGUGUAUUGCGCCACCUGGUGGUUGCCGCUGUAGCUCCGCCUGACGUGGGUCGCCUCACCGCACCUAGUGCUGCUCGUCGGUGCUCCGCUGUCGCGUACCGAAGCCUCGAAACCCUUCAUCCCUCUGUUCUGCGCUGCUAUUUUAGCAGAGGUAAGAUGGAAUCACGUAAGGAGAAACGAAAAGCGGCUCGACAAGGAAAGAAACAACAUAAACAUCAAGCCUUGCUUCAACACCAGAAAUUUCGCAAAUCAAAACCAAAUUCAAAUAUGUCCGUAAUGGGGGGUUUGAGGAAUUGCAGUAUGCAAGAUCAAAUGGUUUCUCUUGUGGAGUCUGACAGUGCCAGAGAUGAGGGGCCACUUGAAGGUUCUAUGGCGAAAGGCCGCCAGGUAGAAAACUCAAGAACUGAGAAUGUGUGGAAUAUUGGCCCAAAGGGAAGGAAGUUCUCUCUUAUGGAGAGUGAUAGUGAUAGGGACAAUGCCAAGCCUUCUGUACCGAGGCGGAUGACCAAGAAAGAUCAAAACAAGGUCAAUGGAAAGAAGACGAAGUUUGAGGAGUAUUUGGAAAUGGAAAUGAAGUUAGGACCAUCCAUGGAGGAGGACAUGGAGAUGGAGCGGAGAUUAGCUAAAAAAUUGAAAGUGAAAAAGGGGAAAUUGGAUGAUGGUGGUGAUGGACUGAAUCUUUUAUUUGAAGGUGUUCCGUCUUUUCAUGAUUCAUCUGGGGAAGAGUACAGUGGACGUUUUGAAAAUGAAACAGGAACUUUCUUACACAUUGAUGAUAAGAAGAGCAAGAAAAACACAAAGAAAACAAAAAAAGCAGAGCAAGAAUUUGGUCUUGAAAAAGAUGAUUCUCAUGAUGUACAAACCGGGGAAAGCCUUUCAUUUGAAUCUGAUGAAGGAGAUGAGGAAUAUACCACAUUGGACAGUGAAACAGAAAGUAUUCAGAGCACCGAAAAGAAGGAAAGCAAGAGGAGAAAGAAGAAGAAAAGAAAGUCAGAGCAAGAACAUGGCUUUGAUGAUGAUGCUUCUGAUAUGAAACUAAUCAAGAAUAUGCCAUCUGAAUCGGAUGAAGAGGGUGAGGCAAUUACCGAGUUAGAAACAGAUACUGCUCUGGGGAAUAGGUUACAGAGCAUGGGAAAGUAUAUCCCACCACAUUUGAGAUUUCGUUCUGGUGAUGAUUCGCUAGAGCAAUUGCAAAAUCGAAGACGGAUACGAGGUCUGUUGAACAGGCUUUCUGAGGCCAAUGUGGAGUCAAUUUCUGGGGAAAUAUUUUCAAUAUAUCAGUCUCUCAGUCGUGCUGUUGCAUCACAAAUUAUCAUUGAGGAGGUUUUGGCUUCAUGUGCUGGAGGUCCACGGGGAAAUGAACAGUAUGCUGCAGUGUUUGCAGCAUUUGUAGCUGGAAUGGCUUCUAUGGCUGGAAUUGACUUUGGUGCGAGACUCAUGGCAUCCCUCGCAAAAUCUUUUGAGGAUGAAUACUUGAAGGAAGAUAAUCUUUCUCUCAGAAAUUUGUCACUUCUGCUCUCCUACUUGUGCAUAUUUGGAGUGUGCUCAAGUGACUUGAUUUAUGAUUUUCUGAUCAUGUUAAGCAAACAGUUGACCGAAAUUGAUGUCUCUACCAUCUUGACAAUUUUACAAUGCUGUGGAAUGAAGUUGCGGGGUGAUGAUCCUGCUGCCAUGAAAAAUUUCAUCUUUAGUGUUCAGAGUAGAGUGAAUGAGUUGAAGGCUACUUCUGGGGAUGCUGAGGCAACUAUGGAUAGCAAGAGAAUGGAAUUCAUGCUUGAGACUAUAUUUGACAUAAAGAAUAAUAAGAAGCGGACAAAGGAAGACUCGUCUCCACACACACGUAUAAAGAAGUGGCUGCAGAAGCUAAGAGUCGAGGAUAUUACUCUCCGGGGAGUCAAAUGGAGCAAGCUGCUUGAUCCUGCAAAGAAAGGGCAAUGGUGGUUUUCUGGGGAUUUAUCCUCUCCUACAGACGGUGUUCGCAAAGUUGCUGGUAAGAUCGACAAAGAGGUUAAUGAGGCCCAGAAGAUGCUGACGCUUGCUGCCAAACAAAGAAUGAAUACUGACACCAGAAGGUCAAUAUUUUGUGUUAUAAUGAGCGGAGAAGAUUACAUUGAUGCAUUUGAACAGCUGUUAAGCUUGAAUUUGCAAGGAAAGCAGGAUAGAGAGAUCAUGAGAGUACUCGUUGAGUGCUGUUUGCAGGAGAAGAUGUUCAAUAAGUAUUACACUGCUCUUGCUUCUAGGCUUUGCAGUCAUGACAAAAACCACAAGUUUACCCUACAGUAUUGCCUUUGGGAUCAUUUCAAAGAGUUGGAGUCGAUGCCAUUGAUGAGGUCAAUGCACCUGGCUAAAUUUGUGGCAGAGAUGUUUGCAUGCUUCACCCUUUCCCUUGCUGUUUUGAAAGUCGUCGAUCUGAUUGAUGCCACCCAGCUUACUGCAAAGAGGAUAAUGCAUUUCCGGAUGGUCUUUGAGGCAAUUUUUGAGUAUCCAGAUAAUGUGGUGUGGAAUGUCUUUACACGAGUAGCCAUCACUCCCGAACUUGAAGAUCUUCGAAAUGGCAUGGAGUUCUUCAUCAGGGAGUAUGUCUUUACCACCAAAAAAGAUGUCGCUAAAAGGUUUAAGCUUGUUAAGAAAGCGCUUAACAAUGCUGAAGGUGUUUUGAUGUAGAAUUAUUUACGGUUGCGGGUAAAAGAGGAUCAAUCCCUCCUUCAUAGAUCAACGGGUUAAAAAUUUUGUUCACUUUUGACUACUUAGGGGUUAGAAAAUUGUUCCUGGUUAAUUUAAACUUUAAAGAGAAAAUUAGUUUUUUUUUUUUUUUCCUUUUUGGUUGCUGUCAAAGCUUUGUGUAUUUAUUGCUUAGUUAAUUAUAAAUAUAUUACAAUUUUCCUCA